Molecule: messenger RNA, 2799 nt
Organism: Biomphalaria glabrata
Lineage: Eukaryota; Metazoa; Mollusca; Gastropoda; Planorbidae
Product: neuronal acetylcholine receptor subunit alpha-5-like
Exons: 10
Coding region: 239-1675 (478 amino acids)
Biological process (GO): signal transduction; chemical synaptic transmission; nervous system process
Cellular component (GO): neuron projection; synapse; membrane
Molecular function (GO): extracellular ligand-gated monoatomic ion channel activity; neurotransmitter receptor activity; transmembrane signaling receptor activity
Source: RefSeq, a predicted model, not a curated record
GAUCUGAAAGGAAACACAGUAGCAAGUAGACACACACAGAAAUACACAACCACGUAAACAUACGCGCACAGAAGCUUUGUGUAACUUUUUAAGAGGGACUUCUUUUUUUUUUUUUAACUGAUUCGCUUAAAGACCUUUUUUUUUUUUUGUUUUCCUCAAGUGGAACCAAACUGACAGUUAUGAGUCUUAUAGAAGACAGCAAGUCACGAGUCUAAGACCAAAGACUUAAAGGAUUAAAAUGAUUUCACGCAGUUUCGUGCUGAUAAUUUGUUUUGUAGUUUGUUUGCGCUUUGGGUCAUUACGGGCGUUCUCAAUAUCAGAGGAGACUGACCUCAGGUCUAAUCUGUUGGAGAACUACACCUACACAAUACGUCCCGAGGCAACUGUGAAAGUCAGUUUGUCGUUUCAAGCCAUCGCCAUAACCUCAGUAGAUAUAAAGGACCAACAGUUUGGAAUAUCAGGAUGGUGGCUAAUGACAUGGUCAGAUACUCGACUAAUGUGGGCGCCUGGAAGUUAUGGCGGUAUCCCAAUUCUACAAUUCAAAAACGACCAAAUCUGGACACCUGCUUUAGUUGUAGAUAACUCGGUCAAUGAUUUAUCGGCGAUACACGAGGACACGAUCCCACUCCGAGUGGAUUCAAAAGGAAAGGUCACCUGGAACCCCCCUGCACUGCUGACUGUUUCCUGCACCAUGGACAUUACUUACUUCCCUUUCGAUACCCAGACCUGUGCUUUACAAGUGACCAGUUUUGGUUAUACUAUACAGGAGCUGUCAAUAUUUGUAUAUGGUAGUGGCGUCGUCCUGUCCUAUUUCUCCCCUGAUGGUGAGUGGAGACUUCUAGACAACUGGACAGACAGAAAAAUAUUUACUGAAGAUAAUUAUGAAUACUCUAAGGUGUAUUACUACUUCAGUAUCAAGAGAAGACCACUCUACUACGGAUUGAACUAUCUGCUUCCGGUACUUAUUACCUCCCUGCUGACUAUUUUCGUCUUUGUGCUACCUGCUGAGUCAGGGGAGAAAAUUGGCUACUGCUUGACCGUUCUCCUGGGCUACAUGGUCAUCCUGACAUUGAUAGCCGCUGAUCUUCCUACCACUGCGGAGUACACUUCGAUAUUAGAGCUCUACAUAGCAGUGGUUCUCAUCAUGGGAGGGCUGUCUGUCAUACUGUCCAUAUACGUGCUGGAGCUGCACCAUCGCCCAGACGACCAGCCCAUUUCAAACUUCACGCGCAGGAUGACAAUGUUCGGGAUGCGCCUGUGCUGCUACGAAGGAUGCUGCGUUAAAAAAGUGUCACCGACGGAAUACGAUUCCAGCAACGAAACAAAAGACAAAGCCCACUACAAACCAGUUAGGGCAAUGAAGAAAAGCACCUACCCUGCUCAUUGCUUUCUGCAGGUCACACAGUUAAUGAAUCAAUCGUACCAGGUGAAGAGUUCAGGAACUGAAAAAUUGGAAAGCAGUGGCCUGACCAUGAGGUCGCCAUGGGUCAAGCAGCACAGUUACAUGGGGCUCCGCCCAGCCACCCCCAUGUCCACCCCUGAGGAGCAAUCCCGUGGCGUGGAGGUCACGUGGCAGACGGUGGCCUACGUCCUGGACGGUGUUUUGUUAAGAAUCUAUCUGCUGGCCGUCAUCGUCUGUAGCUGUGUGUUUUUGGCCAUUCUGUGUACACAUUAAAGUGACCUAUAGGUACACAUUAAAGCAGGGGUUCUCAACCUGUGGGACGCGACCCCUUUGGGGGUCGAUUGACUAUUUGCCAGGGGUCGCCUAAGACCAUCGAAAAAAAUGUUUUUUUUUUGUUCUAUUCUUCUAUUGCUGUGGGGGGGGGGGUCACCGCAGAGUGGGGGAUUGUAAAAAGGGGGUCGCCGAGCCUAAAAGGUUGAGAACCGCUGCAUUAAAGUGAUACACAUUAAAGUGACGUCUAAUGUACACAUUAAAGUGAACCUCUGAAGUAGACAUUCAAUAAACUUCUGUUUCUGUUAGAUUUCAGUAACGUUAAUCUCGAUGAUAACAUGUAAUAGGAAACCAGGGUUCAAUAGUUAUUGCACAAAAAAAGGAUGAAGAAAAUAUGGUUAAAUAUAGAUGUCAGAUUGUAGCCUUGAACCUAGCCCGUUGUUAUGCGAUGUAGCGAGAUCGGAGAUUUGUGGUUCGAAUCUACAUCGAAGAUUAUAUUUGUUUAAUCAUAUUUUCUUCACUUUCUUCUCUCAAUAACUAGUUUACCCUAGUGCCUCUAUUCUAUGUUCAUGUCAUGUUGAAUGAUCGAUUCGUUUAUGUUUCAUUAUUGUUAAUCUUACUCUUAUACAUCUGUUUUGUUUAAUGUAUUUGUUUUAACGCUUUCCACAAAUAUCAAGAUACGACUCAAUUGUUCAAAAGCUAUCUAAAUUACACACACACACCAAGGCCGUCCUUAAGCAUAAUCAAACUCGGCAGCCGCCUUGGGCCUCCGAUGGGCCUCGUAGAGGACUCGAAACAAUUUUUUUCAGAAGAAAUGACGAAACUUGACCUCAAUGUUAUUUUUAGAAAUACACGAAUGGCGAUGUCUUCAAUUCCAAUGAUUGAUAACGAGUACAGUUUAGUUUUUUACUAAAUUUUGUAAUUAGUUCUUUUUUUUUUUUAUUUUUCUAUUUUAUUCAGAGCCACCAAAUUCACUUUGACUAGGGACUCCAAUUAUCUAAGGCCGGCCCUGCACACACGCACAAACAUAUGCACUUUUUGUAUUUUAAAUCAUAAUAAAAAAAAUAUAUAAAUUUAAUUUAUAAGUUAUUAUUAUUAAUUAAUAAACUUGUACUAUGUUUCCAUGA